AUGUCAAGAAUAUUGGAUCCCAGAAUUUUCCUGCUAGUACUUUCAUUUUUAACAAGCCUACGGAGUACAAAGGUACUUUCAGAAUGGAAGAAAUGUGGUGAUUGGGAAUGUGAAACGGCUAUGAGCAGAGUUCAUGCCACUACAGAUUAUCUGGGACCUGACUGCCGAUAUCUGAGCUUCAAAACAGGGGAGGAGAUAACUGUAUAUUCCAAACUUUCCAGGAAAAAUGAAAAUUUGUGGAUAGGAAGUAAAGGAAAAGAUUUUGGUUAUUUCCCAAAAGAUGCUGUGAAGGUUGAGGAAGUUUUAAUUGCAGAAGAAGUUGAAGUGCUCACUAAGGAAACUGAUUUCCUUUGUCUUGAUGGAGACGAGUAUGUUUUUGAAAGCGAAGAUAACGCAUUACAUUAUCAGAACAAAGAAAGUGAAUAUUCAUCAUCUGAUGCAGAAUCAGAGCUGCAAGAAAAUGAACUCUUAAAUCAGACAGGAGACUCCUUCCAAAAUGAAGACACAAUUGAAUCAGUUUUUGAAAAUGACUCCAAAGAAUCUCAGAGUCAGGAGUCUGCAAACAAAAAAUUGGUUAGUGAAAAUGAGAGCAGAAAUGAAGAUGCUGAACAGCCAGAACUCCAAAACAGUCUCCCACUGGAACCCAUUCCAACUCAGUCUAGUUGGAUGGUUUCCGAUAUUGCAGGGUGGUUCACCACGAGAAGUGAAAAUGAUGAAGAGUCCUUAAAAGCCAUUACUGAACCAUCAGAAGAAAAUAGUUACCAAGGCAGAAAAAUAGCAGUAACUGCAGACAAUGACUUAGAGGAGCCAAAUGACAAGGAGGAACAAGAGCCCACAUCAUCUGGUUGGCUUCAGGGUGGACUGAAGGAUUUUCUGUAUUUUGGUAAAGAGAAUGUGAAUGUUGGUUUGGUAUCAGAAAAUGAUGUAGAAAUCCAUGAUGUUUCUAGUGUGGAUACUCAUUCCUACAGUGAACAUGAAACAACAGUCACAGAGUUAUCGACAGAAAAAGAACAAAAUAGUGAGAGUCAAGAAUCCACAUCAAAUUGGUUUAGUUUGGGUUUAAGUGAUGUUCUAAAUUUUGGGCAGGCUGAGAAAAAUACAGAUGCUAUGGAAGAUCAUGAAAGCAAAGAAAGAGAAGAUGAAGCAAAUAAGAAUGAAGAAAUGCAGACUUUAAACCAGCAAGAAUUACACACAGACAGAGAAUCAAAUGAGACAGUCAAAGAAGCGAUAGAUAAAGCAGAUGAGAGUUACACACCAGAAAUAAUAGAUUCAAACAGCAACAUGCUAAAUGCCAGGGAGAUAACAGCAAGUGUGUAUACUCCUAAUGAUACCAAAAACACCCCAAGCAGCACAGGAUCAUCUUUUGAUAAACUAAUAGGUGACAAAGAAGAUCCAGUUGAUCCCUGCAGUUCAGAACAAGAUGUGGUAUCAAUAAGUCAACUGUUAAAAAACACUGAAGAUAGAAAUCCAGAGUUGGAAAGGAACUACGGCCAGCCAGGUUGGUAUGAAAAUAUCUGAAAAAGUUUCAUUAAUAAUGUAGACAGAUAUGAUAAACCAAUUGAAUCAGGUCAAAUUUCUUCUCCCAUCUCAGUACUGUGAUCCCUCAGACACAAAAAAUAUAGAAGAAAUGCCUGACAUAUCAGAAGAACAGAACCAGUUCUUCCCUUAGGAUUUCUGCAGAUCUAACAAUGUUUCAGAUUUCAAUAGCUAAGGGAGAGAAAGUGUGGAGUUUAUGGGAGGAUGUGUUUAGUUGUUCCAAUGUUGAAGAAUGUGUUUCUAGAAGUAGUGAAAUUUAGGAAAACACCAACAUAAGAGGUUAUUAUGAUGACCUUAUCUCCAAAGAUUCUCUAUACUUACCUUCAAGAUUAAGUUUUGAAAAUACAGAAUGUUUACAGGCAUGAGAUUUUUCUCAAGCAAACACCAUUCGCUUUCAAAAGAGGAACAAAGUGAAGAAGAAGAGAACAGAGUAUGUGUGAAUGAAGAAAUGUGCACUUUAAAUCAACUGGAAAUUGGAAACUACUGCAGGGAAACUAAAAAACAGAAGCAGUUGAAACAGUGCAAAAUGAACAAAAUAACCUCAGUGCUUAUAUUCACAAAUAUGUAAAUUCAGAAAAUGAAUUGCACGCCAGUGGGGACCACCUAGGUGUCAAGAUUAUCCCAUGUGAGAGUGACACCAGGCUCACUCUGGAAAUGCUGUGUGAUAAAUGCACACAUUCACCGAACCCAUUUCAUUAUGUUCCAACAAUUUUAUUUAUAAAUGUUAAGCUGAGAGCAGCUCUGUGAGGGAAACAAACUUGUACAGCUACACCGAUGUGAAAAGCUUCACUGUGAAAUCACAGCCUACUUGUGGAAGCUAUUGGGUUAUUUGUGAUGGAGAUCUUUGGCCACUUGUGUCCCUGGAGCUUAGAAUUAAAAAAUAUUUUUGUUGUAGAUUGUGUGUUUUUCUACAUAGUUAGGCAAAGUGUGGCAUAUUUUUUUUGUUUUGUUUUGUUUUUUAAAGUAUAUUUUGAAAUGCUUUUUAUUCACUCCAGAAAAUUUACCUCAAGACAGAGGAAAUAAGGCAGCUGAUUCAAUACCCUUCCAAUACCCUUCUGCAUAAACAUAUCUGUGUUUUUGUAUUUUACUGUGAUGUUUGUUAUUUUGUAGUUUCCUAAAAGAUCUGCUGAUCUUUAAUCCUACAUG
Phasianus colchicus (ring-necked pheasant) is the source of this 2682-nucleotide messenger RNA. NCBI's taxonomy places the organism in Eukaryota, Metazoa, Chordata, Aves, Galliformes, Phasianidae. The record is from RefSeq and is a predicted model, not a curated record.